AUGGCAAAGGAGGAAAAGGGAGAUAGCGAUUCACUGUUUGGUCCAGGAUUCCACCAGACCAUAGCUCUGACAGGGAGAGAGAGGGCCUACACAGUCCACAACUAUGAGGUGGUUAUCCAUGCCAGUCCCUCUUCUUCUAUCAGCAACAACUCCACCUCUGGCAGCAGCAAUGUCCAGGUAUCCACCAUUACCAACCAGAGCUGGGAGCUGCCCGUCCACCCUGGAAACAUGGUGGCCUCAAACUCAAACUACAUUGCCUACGUACUGGAGGGCCGCAGUGGGUACGUGGUGCGGCUCAUCCACCGCCACACCAACAGUCGGACUCUCCUCAAGGGGUUCACUGGUCCGGUGUUGGACGUGGCGUUUUCCCCGAGUGCCGCCAGUCUGCUGGCCUGCGUGGAUCAGGGAGGAAACCUGUUUGUCUGGGACCUCAGCAAGACUGAUUCGGGUCUCUCAGACGCUAACAGUACACUGCGGCUGCAUUCAGAGAGAAGCUCCGCCCCUGACCACACCCACCACCGACUCUCGUGGUGUCCGUACGUGGCGCAGGAGGAGGGAGAAGAUGAGGAGGAGGGGUGGCUUCUGGCUGCCUCGCACGGCUGCGAGGUUGAGGUGUACAACCUGGGUCAACUUUUGCCGGCCUCUGGUUCAGGAGGAGAGAGUCCAGUGGUACUACACGGAGGAGACGAGGCUCCGGGGAGGUUCAUUAUGCCCUCCCCUCACUCCAAGCCUGUGUACGACAUGUCCAUCUCCCCCGAUGGAGGUGUUCUGGCGACCUCCUCUGAAGACGGGCACCUCAAGUUCUGGCAGAUCAACUGGGACAACGUCGUCCCUGAAACUCUCCAUGAUUUCAGUCCUCAUGGAGGAGAGGCAGUCACACGACUCAUCUUCUGCGACGACCACACAACUAGAGACGAACUGGCUCAGUACUGGAGGUUCCUAAUCACGGGAGCUAAUGGCAACAGAGAGGUGAAACUCUGGUGCACCGUCACUUGGAGAUGCCUGCAAACAUUCCAUUUCCUCCCUCCAGAAGAAGGCUCCUCAGACUCCUCCGAACCCAACAUUCUGCUCAAUCUUGACACUAGCGCCUCUUACCUCAUAGCCACUGACACCAGAAGAAUGACGCUGUAUGUGUUCCAGCUGGUAAUGGAUGGUCUGGGCGGGCAGGCCUCCUUCACCUCCAUCACCGAGUACCUCCUCACCCAACCCGUCCUCAGCUUCGUAAUUGCAGGCCAUGCCCCCUGUCCGUCGACCAACGAGGUCACGGGAGGUGGGGAGAGCGGGGAGGAGGGGGAGGGUGAGAGGGCGGAGCUAUCGGAGAGGGCCAACAGGGACAGUCGACUUGUGGCUGUUCACAUCAAACUGUUCUGCAUCCACACCAGGUCGAUGCAGGAGCUGCAGGUGAAGUUUGAGCCGCCAGACAUCAUGGGGGUCCCUCCAGACCCACUCCCCAUCCCUCUCUUCUCUGGCACCAUGUUCUUCUCUGAGACCAAGUCGACUGAGAAGCCAGCUGCCAACAGUGAACCGGUUUCUAACGGUCAGGUGGAUAGCGACGGUGGAGGGAGAGAGGGGGAGGUAGAGGAGGAGGAGGAGGAGGAAGAUGAUGGAGCCAGCAGUCCAGUUGAUAGGCUGAGUCAACCAGCCUCCCUUCCCUCCUCUUUCCACCCCAUCACCCCAGUCAGCGGAUCUGCCAUCGUAUCUGAGCCUUUCCUCUCACUUCCCAGUCUUCCUGGGAUGUCCCCGAAGCUCGUCACUCCAUCUGACUUCCUAUCAGCCGCCAAGAUCGACAUGUCUCCCUCACACAAGUCCACCUCUCCCCCUUCUCUCCUUCCUUCGUCCCCUUCCUUCCUCCCUUCCUCUCCUUCCCUCUCACCCUCCACAAACCAUCCCUCCCAACUCCCCAAUACCACCACUGUCUCCGUCUCCCCCGGCAACACGUUGACCUCCGUGACCCCUUCACUGGAGCCGUCUGAUACCACCUUUGACUCCACCCACCUCAUUGGAGAGGCUCCGCCCCUGGGAACGCCCAUGGAGUGGAUGAGAGCCCCGCCCGGGGAAGUUGAGGGAGAUGAAAACAAAGAUGACGAUGAAAAAGAGCGAUCCAUUGGCCGGGAAAGAGAGAGAGAGGAACGGGGAGGGGAGGAAGAGGAGGGAGAAGAAGAGGAGGAGAAGUUGCUGAGUGAUGUUGAGGAGCUCCAUGUUAGCCAGUUGGUUGACGAACACUUGCGCAGGCCUGCCUCCCCUGGUGACGAGGAACAAACAGAGAAAGAGAGCGCGGGCAGCGUUCAGGAGAAAUUUAGCGAGAUAUUUGGCAUGGCUGGGGCACUUGACAGCUCACUCCCUGAGGGGGGCCUGGAUUUUCAACCCCUCGACGGGUCCCCAGAGGGGGUCGGAAAUUUGAACGGGAGACCGAGCCCCCUGCGUCCCCAGCAAAUGUUCACUUCGACGGAAAAAUCGGAGAUCGUGACGAUAUCUAGAAAGGCGCUCACUCCGACGAGGGAGGAAGGGACGGAGGUCGUCAACACAACUGGAACUCCUUCCGCCGAGUUCAUGGAGCUCCUCUCGCACCAGCAGUCCUCUCGGAAGGGGUCAAAGGUCACGACCCCGCAGGGAGAGACGGGGAACGACGAGAUGAUGUCGGGGUUCUCGGCGCCUUCCUGGAUGGACAAGAUGUCCGACAACGCUGCGUCGGCGUGGCCCGACUUGGGUGCCAGCAACAUCCCGAAACUGGUUUCCCAAGACGAGGAGGAGAUUGAGACUCGCCUACUGACUCCGCCCAUGGGGCGGUGCCAGGGAACGAGGAGGGAGAGGCAGGGGGGAAGAUCGAAAUAG
Geodia barretti is the source of this 2832-nucleotide messenger RNA. Lineage: Eukaryota; Metazoa; Porifera; Demospongiae; Tetractinellida; Geodiidae. The record is from the annotation of a GenBank genome assembly.